This is a messenger RNA of Recurvomyces mirabilis, 720 nucleotides long. RefSeq lists its product as uncharacterized. Bases 1 to 720 code for a protein of 239 amino acids. Gene Ontology annotation, biological process: regulation of DNA-templated transcription; DNA alkylation repair. Lineage: Eukaryota; Fungi; Ascomycota; Dothideomycetes; Mycosphaerellales; Teratosphaeriaceae. The record is from RefSeq and is a predicted model, not a curated record. The transcript is spliced from 2 exons. Gene Ontology annotation, cellular component: nucleus.
AUGAAGGAGUUCAAGGAUGCUGUGACUAGUACUUCCCAUUCUCCUGCUGGAGAUGACCUGCCAAAGAUCCAUCCAAAAGCCAUCAGACCAGAACUGGAACAAGCGAUGAAGCUACUGAAAGAGUUUGAUGGCAAUGCCUUGCUUCGAAGCACUGUGGGAGUAGCUUCUCCAUCGGUCAGCGAAAGCCCAGUCACGCCACUCACGAUCGACUUACAAGGCCUGGUCUCUAUGCACGAUCCGCAGAAGACAUCGAUCCUAUAUAGCGCUCCACAUGACCCCACGGAGCGACUAUAUCCCUUCUGCUUGGCUGUUCAGAAGCUUUUCAAGGAUGCGGGUUUUCUGGUCGACGAUAAUCGAGAGCUGACACUUCAUGCCACGAUCAUGAAUACCAUCUACGCCAAAGGCCGAGCCAAGCGUCCUCCGAAGAACACUCAACGACAGCAGACGCCCGAGCCUGACCAGAGUGCAAGGGCAUCCGCAGAGGCGCCAGAAGGUCCAGCGAUCAACGAUCGUGCUGCAGGCCAUGGACCAGAAGCGGAUGCACCCCUCAAGAUCGACGCUACUCAUUUACUUGAGCAGUACGAGGACUUCGUGUGGGCCAAGGACGUCAAGCUAGAUAGAAUUGCGAUAUGUGAGAUGGGAGCUAAGAAGAUCACGGAUGCUGAGUUUCGGGUGGUGGAUGAGGAGUACAAGGAAAUGGCGAGGGUGGCUAUCGGCUGA